CACGAUUCAAAGUUCAAAGUGCAAUUUACCUCCAUAUUCAUUUGGCUUCCUGUUUUAUGUUGUAGGAAUUACAAAGAUGUUUGGCAGAAAGAUGAGAUGUCGCAAGGGCGAGAGCAAGGAUGAUGGAUCAUCCUCUUCUAGCCAGUCACGAUGGUCAUUCGAUCCACCACAAGUGGAUCCGAUGGAAUUUGACAUUCAUAGGUAUUCAUAUGCUUAUCCUAAGAGGAAUGAGCCACACAAUGCAAGAAGGUGGGCACCCAUUUUGAGUCUCAUCAAGUGAGAACAGUGGAGAACAUUAGGAGACUGACAUUUUGGAUGAUAUGGUCGUCCAUUCAGAUAAAGAUCUCGAGAUUUUGACUACCACUGGUGCAACUUAAUCCAUUACUACAAUUUUUACAUAUCACACAAAGCAAAAAGGUUGAGAAGUGGGAUCGAUAUCGAGUGGAGACUCAAGAAGAGCUGAAUUUGGAGGAGUUUUACUAGUACUGAGGUUGAGGGUGCUAGACUACGCAAGAUGCUUGGCAGUGGUGGACUAUUGGAGCUCUUCUACAUCAAUGGAGAUAUUGUAGGCAUACUGACGAGAGAGUUCAUGGCACUCUGGAGGUCAUUGGUAGGAAACUCAAGCCAGAUUGGUAUUACAUACAAAUUACCAUGGAGGCACUUCAUGGACAGCUAUGAUAGCUUCAUGGGGAAGGUAGAGGUUCACUACAUCAUCUGACGAAGGGAUCUCUCUCUAAUGUUCACCUUAAAAGGAACAGCAAAAAGGGUCUCAAGCUUUAUGUUUCACUCAAAUUUGGUGCAAGAUAUUGAAGAAUAGGCCAUUUCUUGAUAGUAUAUGCUAACCCACUAAGAUUCGAAAAUAUUUGUUGAGGUUCAUGAACUACAUUGGACAAACCAUUUUUCACCUAAGAGCAAGAGGCGAGAGAGGUAAGGAGGUGACUACAAGCGACAUGAUACUCUAUCAUGCACUUAUCCAUGAUUGGUGGCUACAUCCAGCAUGGAUAAUGGUGGUCUACCUCGCCACCUAAGUAAGUGGUUAGGAGAGACCCUACAAAAUAAGAUAUUAGCCUUGAA
Messenger RNA from Linum trigynum, 1074 nucleotides. Lineage: Eukaryota; Viridiplantae; Streptophyta; Magnoliopsida; Malpighiales; Linaceae. The record is from the annotation of a GenBank genome assembly.